UGAAACAUUAAAAACUCAAAAGUGUCAGCGGCGUUCUAUCUCUUGUGGAACUUUGGAAAACAGCUGGAAAAUGUUUGAGGCGUUUAUUUUCUUCUGUUUGUGCUUGUGGAGUCUUACUGGUGUGUUUGGUGAUGAUGCACUGACUCCAGUGUCAGUGAUAGAGGGAGAUUCUGUCACUCUAAACACUGAUAGUACUGAUAUACAGAUAAAUGAUGUGAUUGAGUGGAGGUUUGGACCUGAAGGCAUUCUCAUAGCUAAAACCAGCAAACAGAACAAUAUGAAUAUGUUUCAUAAUAAUAAUACUGAUGGGAGAUUCAGAGGCAGAUUGAAGCUGGAUCAGACCGGAUCUCUGAUCAUCACAAAAUCCAGAAUCACAGACACUGGACUUUAUAAAGUAGCCAGCAACAGCACAGAGACACCGCUCAACACAUUCAAUCUUACUGUCUAUGCUCAUCUGCCGAUCCCUGUCAUCACCAUUUACUGUCCACAAAAUUCUUCAUCAUCAGUCUCCAAAUGUGUGCUGUUUUGCUUUGUGUUCAAUGUGAGUCACGUGACUCUCUCCUGGUACAAAGGAAACAGUUUAUUGUCCAGCAUCAGUGAGUCUGAUCUCAGCAACAGUGUCGCUCUUCCUCUGGAGGUGGAAUAUCAGGAUAUAAACAGCUACAGCUGUGUGCUCCACAGUCUCACCAGUAACCAGACCACACAUCUGGACAUCACUCAACGUUUUCACACACGUACAGACUGCAUCCACUGUUGUGGUUCUACUGAAGCUGUGAUCCGAUUGGCUCUCUCUGCUCUGGUGGGCGUGGCUACUGUUGCUUUGCUGGUUUAUGAAUUCAGAUCCAGUCUUCAACAAAAGAGAAAACAGCAGACAUUGCUAUCAAACUCUGAUAAAUCAGAUACUCAGGAAGGUGGUCUGAUUGAACAGCUUUGAUAUAACUUUUCACAAUACAGAUGGUUCUAAAGCAUUGUUACAAAAAAAUACUGCGACUGUGAUUAAUUUGACAAUCAUUAAACAUAAUAA
This is a messenger RNA of Carassius gibelio (silver crucian carp), 1024 nucleotides long. RefSeq lists its product as uncharacterized. The transcript is spliced from 4 exons. Bases 71 to 934 code for a protein of 287 amino acids. The record is from RefSeq and is a predicted model, not a curated record. NCBI's taxonomy places the organism in Eukaryota, Metazoa, Chordata, Actinopteri, Cypriniformes, Cyprinidae.